GUCGGCCGUCGUCGAACUAUGGUUUGGUGCAUGUAUCUGGAAGAAAGUCUCAAUAAUUACUGCAGUAGUUAGUAAGAUACGAUAUAGUGAUAGCUGUAUAUUGCAGCUGUAGUGGGCAUGUACCCGUGUAGUAGGACUAUCGUGACCUAUUAUGGCCGAUCAAAGCCCUAAUUUACUACAUCAAGGGGGGUCACAGCAGCGACGAUCUACACGUGGCACAACAAAACGCAAAAAUUCCACAAACUGUGAUAAUUAUUCUUCUAAGAGCCAAAAAAAAAGGUCCUCACAGACUCCAAAUACUGAAGUGAACUGUUCUUCAACUAGUACACAGCAGUUAUAUAAAAGUAAUCCACAGAGACAACCAGGUAAACGUGGACGUACUCCUAAAAGAAAGCAUCCUUUGCCGUCUCUCUGUAUAGAAACAUUGAAAGUACAGAAACUUUCUUCUACCCAAACUGUCUCUGUUGAUACAGUUCCACCUAAAAGGAAAAGAGGUAGGCCCCGGAAAGUUGCAUGUGAGAGUGCUGAUCAAGCCAGUUCUAGUAUAAAUAAACCUCUGUCAAGAGCUACACUUAAGAAGUUUGAAACUACCCAGAGUGAGUCAAACCGUCAAAGAAGUCAAAGUCUUUGUAGCGAUUCAUCUAAAAACUCUACUUCGAGUAAACAAGGAAAAGGUGUUUCAGAUAAAGGUUGCCGGAAUAGGAGUGUGAGUACAGCCUCAACUGCUUCAAUACAAAGUGCAGUACCACUGCGAAGAAGCAGAAGGAAUUCACGUAGAUCAAGUAUUGAUUCUGCUGUCAGUUUAGAUCGACAAGAGAACGUGCCAUCUACGUCUGUUGCUAUCAGAACAAACCGUCGAAAAAAGAAACCGACUGACAAUAAAGUCAAAGUAAAAAGUGAAGUAUUCAAACUGGAGGCCACAGAACCAAGUUCAUCAAAAACCAAACCGAAGAGAAAACCAGGAAGACCCCCGACAAAUAAAACAAGCAGCUCAGAACCAAGUACUUCAAAAGGAAAAGGUUUUAAAAAACAGACUACUAAAGGAAAGGGCAAACAUUUGAAAGCUACUGAUCCAAGUAGUUCAGUCAGUUCAAAAACGGGGAACAGUACAUCAACCAAUCCCUCUGACCCACAGGCUCCUACCUCUUCAUCAAGGAGGUCUUCAAGAGGUCGUGAAGCUGCAGGCAGAGGGAGAGCAUCCAGAGGUGAAAGCCCUUCGCCGGAGCCUGGGAGCUUACGGCGGAGCCAGCGUCAAAAAACAACGGGAUCCUGUGCUAGCAGCAGCAGUCGGCGAGGUUCAGGACCAGGAAAACGUACAAUUGCUGGGACUCGCCGACAAGAAGCCGCUAUGUCUAACAACGAUAACCAAGAUGGCACAAAUGCCAACAAUAGACCCAAUGAAGAAAAUACAACAGCAGGAGCAGCAGCUGCCACAAGUUCUGUCACUGGUGCUGCUGCUGCCAUGGCAGCGAUGGGAGAAAACGAGUCUGAUGAAUCAGAGAUGGGAAGAUUACAAGCUCUUCUUGAAGCUCGUGGGCUUCCCCCUCAUCUAUUUGGUGCUCUGGGACCACGCAUGCACCAAUUGCUGAAUAGAAGUAUGAGCAGUGGUACAAGUACUAAAGCUCAGCAAUUGUUAACUGGAUUGCAGUCAUCAGAUGAAAGUCAACAAUUACAAGCAGCUAUUGAAAUGUGUCAAUUACUAGUGAUGGGAAAUGAAGAAACUCUUGGUGGAUUUCCAGUUAAACAGGCUGUACCUGCACUUAUUACACUCUUACAGAUGGAAGAAAACUUUGAUAUGAUGAAUAAUGCUUGUAGAGCUCUUACAUACAUGAUGGAAGCCUUGCCAAGAUCAUCAGCAGUAGUAGUAGAAGCUGUGCCUGUAUUUUUAGAAAAGUUACAAGUAAUUCAAUGCAUGGAUGUUGCAGAACAGUCUCUCACUGCACUAGAAAUGUUAUCUAGAAGACAUAGUAAAGCUAUUUUACAAGCUGGUGGUGUGUCUGCAUGUUUGCUGUAUUUGGAUUUCUUCUCUAUCACUGCACAACGAGCUGCAUUGACAGUAGCUGCCAACUGCUGUCAAAAUAUCAACUUAGAUGAGUUCCACUUUGUAGCUGACUCAUUACCUUUGCUAAGUGGACGACUACAACACCAGGACAAGAAGUCAGUUGAGAGUUGCUGCUUAUGUUUUGCCAGACUUGUUGAUAACUAUCAGAAUGAUGCCAAGUUAUUGCAAGAAAUUGCUUCUCCAGCUUUACUCACCAACUUACAGCAAUUACUUUUGAUUUCUCCGCCUGUCAUAAAUACUGGUACUUUUAUUAUGGUAAUCAGAAUGCUAUCAUUGAUGUGUUCAAACUGCCCUCACCUUGCAGUACAUUUACUCAAACAAAAUAUCGCAGAUGCUGUUGGUUAUUUACUUAUGGGGUCAUCAGAUCAAGCAAGUCAAGAAAUAGAGCUUGUCCCAAGGACUCCACAAGAACUCUAUGAAAUCACAUCUUUAAUAGGUGAGCUGAUGCCAAAAUUACCAAAUGAUGGGAUAUUUGCUGUAGAUGCAAUGCUAUGUAAAAGUAAUGUUCAGAAUACAGAUGCAGCUAUCUGGCAGUGGAGAGAUGAUAGGGGAUUGUGGCAUCCAUACACCAGAAUUGAUAACAGAAUAGUAGAGGCAUCCCAUCUGGCAGGUGAAGAUGAAGUUUGUUUAUCAACUCUAGGACGUGCUUACACUAUAGAUUUCAAUGCCAUGCAACAAAUUAAUGAAGAUACUGGCACAGCAAGACCAGUACAAAGGAGAGCUAAUCCAGUCUCUGCCGGAUCAGCAACAGGUUUGACGCCUGUGGAGACAGAAGAUGCACGUGCAGUAUUAUUAAAGGAAGAUAUUGAUUUAGCAUCGUCAUUUAUUAAGGCAUUAUUUGCAGUACUGUAUGAAGUGUACAGUUCAUCUGCUGGGCCAGCAGUUAGACAUAAGUGUUUGAGAGCUAUUUUGAGAAUGAUUUAUUUCUCAAGUCCUGAGCUACUCAAAAAUGUAUUAAAAAGUCAUGCAGUUUCAAGUCACAUUGCUUCCAUGAUGUCUUCACAAGACUUAAAAGUUGUCGUAGGUGCUCUACAGAUGGCUGACAUUCUAAUGCAGAAAUUGCCAGAUAUCUUCCAUGUGUACUUCAGAAGAGAAGGCGUUAUGCAUCAAGUGAAACAUUUAGCUGAAUCUAAAUGGGACCAGCCAUCACCUGUAAAAGAAGCUCACAUUGUGAAGGCCUCAGAAGAGAUUAUAUCAACUCACUCACCGCUGGAUGAGUCUAUAGAUCAAGAUAGUUUUGCACAAGGUCGUCUUAGUGAUGUUUUAAAAAGGAAGAGGCCCCCGAAACGGACAAGUGCCAGGAAAAGUAAAUAUGCAGCACCUGAUGAAUUACCGAUAGGAACUGGUCCUUAUGAUAACUUAGAACCUUACAGUAAAGGUUCACCACCUUUACCAUCAUCUAAGCCAUUUACAUCUGCAGCUACAGGAAGGUCCACUGCUCUGAAAGGAAGGACUGCUCAAGGUAAAGGUACUGGUGCUUCUCCAAAGACAUCUUUCUUAGCCAGUUUGAACCCUUCAAGAUGGGGACGUAAUGCGAAUAAUAGUGGUGGUCCUUCUGACAAGACAGCAAAAGAGAUGCCUCUACCAAGUACAGCAAGCAUGGCUAGUCAAACUAUGGCAAAUAACAAAGAAAAAGUUAAAGUCUGGAUCAAAGAUCAAGCUAACAAGUUUGUUAAUCAGUAUUUUGGUGUAGAACAAAGAGGUGAUAGUCACCCAGCUUUGAACAUUUUACAUAGGUUAUGUACAGCUACAGAAAAAUUAUCUCUUGAGAAUGAUUAUGGUAUAGAAGCUUUACAGGAAAUCAGCAAUAUAAUGACAGAAUCAGACGUAUCACCAUUUGAAUUACUUCAUAGUGGUAUGAUAGCCAAAUUACUUGCAUACCUUGUAUCACAGAAGGAUGCAAAUGCUGUGUCUAGAUAUACAAGACUUAAAAGAUUUUUACAUGUCUUCCUUAAUUGUCCUGCUCCAGAUAGCAAAUCAUUUAAAGCAUUAGAUUUAGCCAGUCCACCCCCCUUCCUGCAAUUAGUAAACAAGCUACAGGGCUGUGUGAACCAUUUAGAACAGUUUCCAGUAAAAGUGCAUGAUUUACCAGGUGGUGCAACUCCAGGCACAAGAGGGUCACAAGCAAUGAGGUUUUUUAAUACACAUCAGUUGAAGUGUCAACUGCAGAGACAUCCAGAAUCUUUGAAUCUUAGACAGUGGAAAGGAGGUCCUGUCAAAAUUGAUCCAUUAGCUUUGGUGCAAGCAAUUGAAAGGUAUCUUGUUAUCCGAGGCUAUGGCAGAAUAAGACAGCAACAAGAUGAUGAUGAAGAUAACAGUGAUGAUGAUGCUUCUGAUGAUGAUAUUGAUGAGAGUUUAGCAGCGGCAUUCUCAGGUACUGGUCUGAAUGUACGACAUCGAUUACAGUUCCUAAUAGGCGAUAGAAUAUUACCAUAUAACUGGACAGUUUAUCAAGCUAUCAAACAAUAUGGAAUACAGACAGAUGAAGAUAGAGAUACAGACGAUGAAAAUAACCCUCUUGGAAGAGCCAGUAUUUGGAAACGAACACACACGAUAUGGUACAGACCAGUCCCUGAUGAUGACCACAAAGACAUUACUACUGGUAAUAUUUCUGCAUCGAUAAAUUCAAAUAAAAAAGGAAAAGAGUCUCCGCCAACCAAAGUAUCUCCCAGGUUAAAAAAAAAUGAGGAGAUCCAAACAGAUUCUUUUAAACUAUCACCUUUCAAAGCCUUAGAUGAUUAUUUGACACCAGUUUUGCCUUCAUCAUUUCAAAGUCUGGAUCCAUCUCUUGAAGUUAUCUCUUUGUUAAGGGUACUACAUGGUAUCAAUAGAAACUGGCAUUGUCUUUAUGAGGGUGCUGAACCACAUGCUGUUUUGUCUACCCAUGAAUUCAUUAACAGUAAGGUAACUGCAAAGGCGGCAAGACAGUUACAAGAUCCAUUAGUUAUUAUGACAGGAAACUUGCCAUCAUGGUUAGGAGAUGUGGCUAAAUACUGUCCAUUUUUAUUGCCAUUUGAUACACGUCAGCUGUUGUUUUACGUCACUGCCUUUGAUAGAGAUAGAGCUAUGCAGAGAUUACAGGAUAAUAAUCCUGAUAUGAAUUCAUCUGAUGCUGGUGAACGUGUUGCACCUAGACUAGAUAGAAGGAAGCGAACCGUGUCAAGAGAUAAUUUACUGCAGCAAGCAGAAACAGUCAUUGAAGAAUUAGGCAGUUCAAAGGCAAUUCUAGAAAUACAAUAUGAAAAUGAGGUUGGAACUGGGUUAGGACCGACUUUAGAAUUCUAUGCACUUGUGUCUCAAGAGAUUCAGAGAGCUGAUCUAGAUAUAUGGGCAGGAGAGGCUGUACCCUUACCUGAUCCUAAAGGUAAUCAAGAUGGGGUGCUGUACUUACAUGCACCAACAGGUCUCUUUCCAUCCCCAAUACCAAAGACAGCAAAACUUGGUGCAGUUGCAAAGCUGAGAUACAAAUUCAAGUUCAUUGGCAGAUUUGUAGCCAAAGCUUUAAUGGAUUCAAGAAUGAUUGACAUUCCAUUUAGUCUAUCAUUUUACAAGUGGAUUCUAGGUGAGGAGUCCACUGUUAGUGCCUCUGAUUUGCGCCAUGUUGACCAAGUUAUUGCCAAUUCAUAUAACCAGUUACAAGAUAUACUCAGACAGAAGAAAAGAUUGGAACAUGACCAGUCACAUACUCCUGCUAGUCUACAGUUAGCUCUAGAUAGUCUUACAAUGGAUGGUUGUUCUGUUGAAGAUUUGGCAUUAGAUUUCGUCUUACCUGGAUAUCCUAAUAUUGAAUUAAAGAAAGGUGGGAAAGAUAUUCCAGUUACAAUACACAACUUACAAGAAUAUUUACAGCUGCUUGUGCACUGGACUCUAGUGGAAGGUGUGUCAAGGCAAUGUGAAGCAUUCAGAGAUGGUUUUGAAUCUGUAUUUCCUAUAUCUCUUCUUAAAUGUUUUUACCCUGAAGAGAUGGACCAAUUACUGUGUGGCAAUACUUAUGAACCAUGGGAGAUGAAAACACUCAUGGAUUGUUGUAGACCAGAUCAUGGUUAUAAUCAUGACAGUCGGGCUGUCAAGCUUUUAUUUGAAAUUUUAACAUUCUAUAACUCAGAACAACAAAGGCAGUUUUUACAGUUUGUGACUGGAAGUCCCAGACUGCCAGUUGGAGGUUUCCGUGCUUUGAGUCCACCACUGACAAUAGUGAGGAAAACAUUUGAGUCAAAUGAAUCUGCUGAUAACUUUUUACCUUCCGUUAUGACAUGUGUGAACUAUUUGAAACUACCAGAUUAUUCCAACAAAGAUAUAAUGGAAUCCAAACUACGUAUUGCUGUGAUGGAAGGACAACAAUCAUUUCAUCUCUCGUAGUGCUUGUGUGUCAUGCAGCUGCAAUAUUUAUUUGUUGUUUUUAGUCACUGAAUAAUUUAUUUUUUUCUGCUACAAAAGCUUCAGUCGAAAGCAAAUUUUGUUUUGAGAAAUGUUUUGCCUAUUUACCUCUAUUUGUAUGGUCAGAUAUUAAUAUGUAACAUAUGAGAUGUUUUGUGUUCAGUGCAGUCGUCAAACUACAUGUAUAGAGACAGCAUCAGAUUUACAAACUACUUGGUGCUUUUCUACAGCUAUGCUAUAUUACACAAGAUAUAUACUUGCAUGUCUGCUAAAUAUGCAUAUAAAUUGAUAUUUAUGGACCAAUGGGUGAUAGAUCAAAAUUUGGGGAGGGGUGAAGUGGUCAUUUCACUUACAUUUUGUGAAAUAUGUGAAUUGUUUCAAUGAAUAAUAAAAUGUUGUUCAGAAGAAAAA
Saccoglossus kowalevskii is the source of this 6850-nucleotide messenger RNA. Its product is annotated as E3 ubiquitin-protein ligase TRIP12-like. Gene Ontology annotation, molecular function: DNA binding; ubiquitin protein ligase activity; zinc ion binding. Gene Ontology annotation, cellular component: nuclear speck. NCBI's taxonomy places the organism in Eukaryota, Metazoa, Hemichordata, Enteropneusta, Harrimaniidae. The record is from RefSeq and is a predicted model, not a curated record. Gene Ontology annotation, biological process: proteasome-mediated ubiquitin-dependent protein catabolic process; protein polyubiquitination; DNA damage response.